GGAAGGGUUCCGCUCCAGAUUGGAAAACAUUGUUCGUGGCCAAGAAGUUCAACAUGAGAAUAAUGACCAAUCUCAAUUUAGAAAUCAGGAAAGUGAAGUUAACCCAUUGCAGGAUCGUAUGUCAAAUUUGGAUAGCAGCACAGCUGUUCAAAGUACAGUUCAACAAGCUAUUGCAGAUCAAGGAAGCAAUUGGCAGGAACAGAUUACUGAAGAUGAGAGAGAAAACGUGCAAGAAUCAACCUAUAAUGAGUCCAAUGGAUGGAGAGAUGGCACAUUGCAAGACACUGAUAGGAACUGGCAGGAAAAUCCUGUACCUAAUUGGAACUUGGAAGCAUCAGCAAAUGAAGGUGGAGGUCAAAGUCAGCUGGAAGAAGUCCAUCAGGUUUGGCGUGAUGAUGGCUCUCGCUCUCGAGAAGCUAUAGAUAAUUGGUCGGAAGGACCGUCAGAUAUUCCAAGAAGGCGGGACUCUCUACCACACAGAAGGGGCACCAGGUUCCACCCUCCUGAUGAUGAUAACGUGUACAGCAUGGAACUCAGGGAGCUUCUUAGCAGGAGGAGUGUCUCUAAUCUUCUUCAUAGUGGUUUCCGUGAGAGCCUAGAUCAGUUGAUUCAAUCAUAUGUAGAAGGGCAAGGCAGGUCUCCUAUUGACUGGGAUCUGCACAGGAACUUGCCUCUUCCAGCAUCCCCGGAGAGGGAUCAGGACCAACAUAAUGAUGAUCAGAAUGAGGAUCAGCAUGAUGCAGUAGGUAGACCUUCAUUGCUAUUACCAUCCCCUCCAGUACCACCAUCUCAACCACUUUGGCAUCAGGAUUUGCACCACUCUAGUUGGUCUCGUCACCAUCGAUCUGAACUCGAGUGGGAGAUGAUUAAUGAUCUGAGAGCAGACGUUGCAAAACUUCAGCAAGGUAUGAACCAUAUGCAAAGGAUGUUAGAAUCUUGCAUGGACAUGCAACUGGAGUUGCAACGGUCAGUCCGGCAGGAAGUCUCAGCUGCUCUUAAUCGAUCAACUGGUGGACAAGGGAUGGCAGAGACUUCAGAGGAUGGGUCUAAAUGGGGUCAGGUUAGAAAGGGUACCUGCUGUGUUUGCUGUGAUAACCACAUUGAUUCUUUAUUGUACAGAUGUGGGCAUAUGUGCACUUGUUCUAAAUGUGCAAACGAGUUGGUUCGCAGAGGAGGAAAGUGUCCAUUGUGUCGUGCACCCAUUGUUGAGGUGAUUAGAGCUUACUCCAUACUGUAAAAAGAAACCAUAGAGAAUAAAAUUUGCGAACCAUUGAUAAGAUA
This is a messenger RNA of Olea europaea var. sylvestris, 1281 nucleotides long. RefSeq lists its product as uncharacterized. The transcript is spliced from 6 exons. The record is from RefSeq and is a predicted model, not a curated record. Bases 119 to 1237 code for a protein of 372 amino acids. NCBI's taxonomy places the organism in Eukaryota, Viridiplantae, Streptophyta, Magnoliopsida, Lamiales, Oleaceae.